AUGGAUCCUGGUAAAGUGUAUUUAGUGAGUGUCGGCUCGUGGAAGAUUUCGUAUGUAGUUAAUCUAUUAGACUCUCACCGACGCAUUGUAUUGUACAACUUCUCCAACCCGCAGCUUAUCCACGAAAACGGACCUGCUAUCAAGAUUAUAAAAGGCCAUUUUGGCUUCAGGUACAACUGCACUGAAAGUCACACACUAUCGCCGAAAAGGAUUAGUUUAAAUGCCUCACAACAACCAGAAUUUACGGAGCAGGGGCAAAGACAUCUUCUGAAUGGAAUGGAAUUAAGACGCAGUUCAAGUCAAGUUACUAUCAUACGCGAGUUUGAGCUUCAGCGACCAGCACAAAAGCAAAACUUAGACGACUGUCGCAACCAUUGGUACGCUCAAACUACUGAUGAACAAGCCGGAGAGAUGAGUCAAAGAAUCAUGUACAAUGACCUGCCAUCACACGCAAGUUUCCAACGCAAAGAAAAUCGACUCUCUUCUAAAUCGGCCGAAGCUGCAGAUGAUGUCAAGGUUGUGCGAGACAUGAAUGAUCAUAGAGAGGUCUAUUAUUUGAUAAAACAUGAACCACCUGACAGCGAUUCAAAUCGACAAUACGAAAGACUUUGGCAAAAAGUUCCCACGCGAAAGUACUGA
Messenger RNA from Opisthorchis viverrini, 639 nucleotides. RefSeq lists its product as hypothetical. Bases 1 to 639 code for a protein of 212 amino acids. The transcript has 2 exons. The record is from RefSeq and is a predicted model, not a curated record. NCBI's taxonomy places the organism in Eukaryota, Metazoa, Platyhelminthes, Trematoda, Opisthorchiida, Opisthorchiidae.